AUGGAAGACACGGAGCAGCGAUCUUCUCCCCUCGCUGGCCCUGGAACAACGCGAGCAAACCGACGACUGCAGCUCCGCAAGAAUGGCUUUCGAGGACGCCAACUGCCCAAUCGCAAUAUCACUCCCAAGCGCAAGACUAGCGAUGCUUGGUCCUCACCCGCUCCACAAGACGAUACACCCACUUCAGACCUGCCCCAACCAUCUGGAUUGAGUCUAAGAGGAAGGUCGUCGAGCAUAUUACAAGAAGUCAACAACUCCAGUCUACGACGGAAGGACAAGAGGGCCAACAAACACGACUCGGUCCUGUCCGUCUUUGCAGACGAGAAUGGGGACGACAAGGCCUGGAGCUUCGAGUCGUCGCCCGCAUGGUAA
Molecule: messenger RNA, 372 nt
Organism: Aureobasidium uvarum
Lineage: Eukaryota; Fungi; Ascomycota; Dothideomycetes; Dothideales; Saccotheciaceae
Source: the annotation of a GenBank genome assembly